Messenger RNA from Microthlaspi erraticum, 357 nucleotides. Lineage: Eukaryota; Viridiplantae; Streptophyta; Magnoliopsida; Brassicales; Brassicaceae. The record is from the annotation of a GenBank genome assembly.
AUGCCGAGCAUCGACAUAGGCGAAACAAGCAUGGCCAUCGUCACGCUCGAACCCGGGGUCGAACGAUGCCGAGGAGAUGAACGAACCGAUGGAUCCCGAGCAGGUCCUGCUACCCGACGACUGGCGAGAAGAAAUACGAGACUACAUUCACGACGGCAAAGUGCCGACCGAUCGAUGGGCCGCUCGGCGUCUCAAAGCAAAAAGCGCCACUACAUGGUCCUGGACGGCAAUCUCUUCAGGCGAAGCGCCUCCGGUCCCCUCAUGAUUUGCGUCUCCGGUUCUGAGUCCCGCCUCGUCAUGGAAGAAACCCACUCGGGUGCAGGAGGAAACCACUCGGGAGGACGAGCCCUAGCAUGA